GUGUGGGGGAGCACGAAAAGGAAAAGGAGGCACCGGUUCUGGACACGGACGAUCACGACGACGACGACAACAACUGAUAGGGUGGGGAGAAAGACGAAAGUUUCGUUUCGUAGCUGAGGCAAGACAACAUGGGAGGCAGGGGCGGGAAGACGAAGUCGUCUGUCCGCAAUGGCCGUCGGGGCAAAAACGCGGCGGGGAAGGGGAACGAUGCCGACGGGGAUGGUGACGUGGAAGGAGGUCGACACUUCUGGUCCGUCGACCACAUUGGUGCCCUCAUCAGGUCUAAAUGUAACCAAGAUGCGCACAUGCAGGGGAUGGGUCACACCUACGCUCGGAUGAAGCCGCGAGAAUGGAAGUGGUUAGAUAUGGCGCAAAGGAUGAAGAAGGUGGGCGUCGACAGAGACGCAGAUAAGUGCGGGAAGAAGUGGGACAAUUUGAUGCAACAGUUCAAGAAGGUGCAUCACUUCAAUGGCUUGUAUGGGAAACAGGAUUUCUUCCAAUUGCCGACGAAGGAGAGGACGUCCAAGGGCUUCAAUUUCAACAUGGAUCGUGAGGUUUACGACGAGAUACUGGGGUCCACGGGCACGAACCACACCAUACACCCGAAGAAUGUCGCCGACACAGGUGCUUCGAUUGGUGUGCGUCUGCCGUCCACCUCUUCUGCGGAACUUGAAUCUGUGGGCGAUGGGGACGCUGGUGCAGGGCAGGACGACGACCAUGAUGGGUCGACGAAAAGUUCUUCUCAAACGACAGGUAGCCCAAGCGGUUUCGCGAAGAGGAAGAGCAUGAGGCAACACAUUUUUGAAGCGAUGACAGCAUGCAUGGAGAAGCACAGGGCGUUAAUGGCGUCGAUGAUGGAGAGCGUCAACAAGCGCCAGUGCUCCAUCCAAAUCCGAUAGUGUGAGGAAUUAGAAACGGAGGUCGAAGUGCAGAAAAAACACUACGAAGCGUCGGACGAAUUCAGCAAACUGAUGU
Chara braunii is the source of this 975-nucleotide messenger RNA. NCBI's taxonomy places the organism in Eukaryota, Viridiplantae, Streptophyta, Charophyceae, Charales, Characeae. The record is from the annotation of a GenBank genome assembly.